This is a messenger RNA of Amorphotheca resinae ATCC 22711, 1191 nucleotides long. RefSeq lists its product as hypothetical. The transcript is spliced from 2 exons. The annotation marks the transcript as partial. Lineage: Eukaryota; Fungi; Ascomycota; Leotiomycetes; Helotiales; Amorphothecaceae. Gene Ontology annotation, biological process: fungal-type cell wall organization. The record is from RefSeq and is a predicted model, not a curated record. Gene Ontology annotation, cellular component: fungal-type cell wall; plasma membrane.
CUAUCCCGUCUUUCAGCCCAGUCUUCCACCGUAGCAUCCAUCUGCUCCCAGCCCACCGGUACCAUCAGCAGCCAGGCCGAUGCCCAGGCAUACACUCAGUGCGAAACCGUCACUGGCAGCAUCGUGGUCAGCCCAGAAGCUGGUGGCGCCAUUGAUAUCAGCGGUCCCACCAAGGUCAACGGUGACUUGAUCUGCCACAGCGCUGGAAACCUGAUCACCCUCAGCAGCAGCAGUAUCAAGUCCAUCGGGGGCAGCUUCGACCUGUUCAACCUGACCACCCUCUCCACCCUGUCCUUCACCAACUUGACCUCGGCCACCACCAUCCUCUGGAACGCUCUCCCCGCCUUGGGUGAACUGACCUUCCCUCAAUUCAUCUCGCACGCCACCAGCGUAACCAUCGAGAACACCUUCUUGACCACCCUCGAUGGUAUCAACUUGCAGUCCGUUGGCUCCUUGGACAUCAACAACAACCGCCGUCUCUCCAAGUUCAGCACCCAGGUUGGCAGCGUCUCGAACAUCCUCAACAUCGCAUCCAACGGUCAGGAUCUGCAGGUCGAGUUCCCUAACCUCAUGUGGGCCAACAAUGCCACUUUCCGCAAUGUCUCGUCCGUCAGCAUCCCAUCGUUGGCUACCGUGAACGGAUCUCUGAUCUUCGACGAGAACUACUUCGACAGCCUUUCCGCUCCAAACUUGACCACGGUUGGAAACACCGCUACUGGAUUUGGAAGCUUGGCCCUCGUCGCCAACUCUGCGCUCAAGAACAUCACGAUUCCCCACCUCAAGACCGUUGGAGGCGGAAACCAGAUUGCCAACAACACCGCGUUGCAGACCAUCAGCUUCCCAGCCUUGACUACUGUCGGUGGUGCGAUUGACUUCUCUGGAAACUUCUCCACUCCCAACCUCCCUGCCCUGACCAACGUUGCCGGAGGUUUCAAUGUUCAGAGCACCAACGUCAUCGAUUGCACCAAGUUCCAGUCUGAGCACGGCAACAUCAUCCAGGGAACCUUCACCUGCGAUGGAGGCAACCCUAACCCCAAGACUCUUGCCAGCGGCACCGGCACCAGCUCCGGCUCCUCGGCCACCUCGACCGCAUCCGCCACUGCCAGCAAGGGCGCGGCCGUCUCCUACGGUGUCAACGAGGCAGUUGCAGGUCUGUCCAUCGUCGGAGGUCUGUUGCAGAUGUUGCUGUAG